AUGAAGUCCCCUACUCUGCUCAUGGCCGUUCUCUCGGCUGCCCUUUCUUGCAAUGCCUUGUCUGCAGCGCCAUCCGCGGAAAGCUCGCCCGAUGCCGAUACCCAAGCUAUUGCUGUGAAUGAAAUGAAUCGGCGAGCCGAUCUUCCUGGGGCUCAGAUGCCGUCUGACGUCUCCGAAUUUUUGUCUGAAUUUGCCUCUGAAUUUACGUCCUCCGUGGAUGCAGCGCAGGCUGCGUCUACUGAAUCUCCAGCCUUGUUCUCCUCUCCAGCUGCAGAAAUCGAGGCGCGGGACGAGUCCUCAAGCACCGUCUCGCUCGAUGCUUCUCCUACUCCUUUGGAGCCGCGAGCUGAGUUUCCUUGGCCUCGGGUCACGCCUAAUGUCUCCCAGUUUAUUGAGGAGGCUAAGUCGUCUGCGGAUGCUCUGUCCACCCUGACCCCUACUCCGACCAGCUCUUGA
Molecule: messenger RNA, 456 nt
Organism: Penicillium alfredii
Lineage: Eukaryota; Fungi; Ascomycota; Eurotiomycetes; Eurotiales; Aspergillaceae
Exons: 1
Coding region: 1-456 (151 amino acids)
Source: RefSeq, a predicted model, not a curated record